AUGAGCCAAGAUCCUUACCAGCAAACGGCUCCCGCCCCCGCCAAGGGCGGCAGCUUCAAAGACCGAAAUUGCCCCAACAUGCGAAAUUGCUGGUCCUUCUCGUGGGAGGCCUAUAGCCUAAAGACCUCCGACAAGACGGUGCUGCUGCGGCGCAUCUGCAUGUACAUCAUCCUCGGCAUACGAACGGCCCUCUCCAUUCUGAGCAUCGCCAGCGACAUCAUCCACGGCAAUGUAGCCGGCUGGAUCAUCGGUAUUAUUCUGGCCAUUUUGGGCUUCUUCUUUAUUGCCUGGUGUCUUGCGGUCAUCGGCCAGGCGGAGGGCCGUCGCAAGGUGCUCGGGAUCAUGCUUAACCGCGUGCAUUUUGACAUCUUUCUUCUCGUCACCGCGUUCAUCCAUGCAAUCAUUCUCGUUAGCACAUUCUUUGGACUCGGUAACGCGGGGAGCUACGUCAUCUGGUUGAUACUGUGGCUGCUUAUUUUCGCUGUUGCUUGGAUUUGCAAUUGGCCCGCUGAGCCGGAGAGUAGUGUCUGA
Colletotrichum truncatum is the source of this 531-nucleotide messenger RNA. RefSeq lists its product as uncharacterized. NCBI's taxonomy places the organism in Eukaryota, Fungi, Ascomycota, Sordariomycetes, Glomerellales, Glomerellaceae. The record is from RefSeq and is a predicted model, not a curated record.